CCGGCCUCAAGAAUCCUUAAUAGAGGUAGCAGCCCCUUUGACGGCACUGGAGCUUUUGACGUUGUGAUGCAGAGUCAAUGUCCGUGGACGCCUUGCAAAAUGCCCACGCCACUGAGCUUUAAACCCUUGACAUUCUCAACCUUUUCAUUUUCAAAUCAACUGCUUCUCCACAAAAAAAGCAUUGCCUCUAUUAGCUCUACAAGCAGAGGAAUCGUUUCUUACCCUUCUCUCAUGGCCUCCUCACCUUCCGUUUCCACGACACAGAAGGAUGCCUUUUCCACUCAAAACGACUCAACGCGGAAGACCCAACAGCCAUUACAAGUUGCAAAGCGUUUGGAGAAGUUCAAAACCACAAUCUUCACACAGAUGAGUUCGCUUGCCAUCAAAUAUGGAGCAAUAAAUCUUGGCCAAGGUUUUCCCAACUUUGAUGGUCCCGAAUUUGUCAAAGAAGCUGCCAUCCAAGCUAUUAAAGACGGAAAGAACCAAUAUGCUCGUGGAUACGGGGUUCCAGAUCUCAACUCUGCCAUUGCUGAGCGAUUCAAGAAAGAUACCGGGCUUGUGGUGGACCCUGAUAAAGAAAUUACUGUUACAUCUGGGUGCACUGAAGCGAUAGCUGCUACUAUGCUAGGCUUGAUAAAUCCUGGUGAUGAAGUUAUCGUCUUUGCUCCUUUCUAUGAUUCAUAUGAAGCCACAUUAUCAAUGGCUGGUGCCAAGAUAAAGGGCAUCACAUUGUGCCCACCAGCCUUUUCUGUUCCCAUUGACGAGCUUAAAUCAGCCAUCACAAAGAAUACUCGUGCAAUUCUCAUCAACACUCCACAUAAUCCAACUGGAAAGAUGUUUACUAGGGAGGAGCUUAGUACUAUUGCAUCACUUUGCAUUGAGAAUGAUGUACUAGUUUUCACUGAUGAAGUUUAUGAUAAAUUGGCUUUCGAAACAGAUCACAUUUCUAUGGCCUCUCUUCCAGGAAUGUAUGAACGGACUGUGACUUUGAAUUCCUUAGGGAAGACAUUCUCCUUGACAGGGUGGAAAAUUGGCUGGGCAAUAGCGCCACCUCACUUGACAUGGGGAGUGCGGCAGGCACACUCUUUCCUUACUUUUGCUACCUCCACUCCUAUGCAGUGGGCGGCUGCGGUUGCUCUCAGAGCCCCAGAAUCCUACUAUGUUGAGUUAAAGAGGGAUUACAUGGCAAAGAAGGAAAUCUUGGUUGAGGGGUUGAAGGCUGUUGGUUUCAAAGUAUUUCCAUCAAGUGGGACUUACUUUGUCGUUGUUGAUCACACCCCUUUCGGCCUGGAAAAUGAUAUUGCAUUUUGUGAGUAUCUGAUCAAGGAAGUCGGGGUGGUAGCAAUCCCAACAAGUGUAUUUUACUUGAACCCGGAAGAUGGAAAGAAUUUGGUGAGAUUCACCUUCUGCAAAGAUGAAGAAACUCUGAAGGCUGCAGUCGAGAGGAUGAAGGAGAAGCUGAAGAGAAAAUGACCCCUUUUGUGUGGGAAUAGCAGUCUGAACUUCGAUAUUUCAAUGAUUGAUGCCUGCAAUGCAAAAUAUUUAUGUGGGAGUUAAGUACCCUUUUUGGGUGGCGAUAAAGGCCAGUUAGUUUGCUAGCAAUUAUCAUUAGAAUAAUAGAGGCAUCCUUUUCCAAAAUCUAUUGAUAUUUAUCGAUUUGAUUAUUGUCUCUCGAA
This is a messenger RNA of Populus nigra (black poplar), 1676 nucleotides long. RefSeq lists its product as uncharacterized. Gene Ontology annotation, cellular component: cytoplasm. Gene Ontology annotation, molecular function: L-kynurenine:2-oxoglutarate transaminase activity; pyridoxal phosphate binding. Gene Ontology annotation, biological process: biosynthetic process. The coding region runs from base 67 to 1473 and encodes 468 amino acids. The record is from RefSeq and is a predicted model, not a curated record. The transcript is spliced from 2 exons. Lineage: Eukaryota; Viridiplantae; Streptophyta; Magnoliopsida; Malpighiales; Salicaceae.